This is a messenger RNA of Prunus avium (sweet cherry), 1009 nucleotides long. The record is from RefSeq and is a predicted model, not a curated record. Lineage: Eukaryota; Viridiplantae; Streptophyta; Magnoliopsida; Rosales; Rosaceae.
UUUUUAUUUUAACACUCACAGCCUUCCUUACCCAAAAAAGAAAGAAAAAGGAAAAAGAAACGAACUCUCACCACCGCGCAUAAAACAGAGUAGCAGAGCGGGUAGCAAAGCAUAUAGCCGUUGUACGAAGUUCCAAGCCCAAGGCGUAGCUCAAAAGCGCGCUCAUGGAGAAGCUGAAAUCUCUGGUUCCAGAAACCCUAAAGCGAAUGAUCGGAGAGAGCUCUGCUGACGAUCUUCCUCGCACAUGCUCUUCUCUCGUCGAUUUUCUUCUUCAUUUCGAGCCCUUUCACCAAAUGGUGAGGGACUUGGCGGACCCUGAAGUGGCUCUGUGUGGCAAGAACAAAGAAGCUGCUUUGGAGUCGAAGCAAAAGGGGAAUAAGUGCUUCUUGAGUGGUGAUUAUGCUAAUGCUUUGGAUUUCUAUACUCAGGCAUUGAUAGUUGCUCCUAUGGAUGCACAUGAAGACAGAAACUUGGUUGCUACUUUGUAUGUGAAUCGGGCUUCUGUAUUGCAUAAAAUGGGUCUUCUAACGGAAUGUUUACGAGACUGCAAUCGGGCACUUCAGAUUUCUUCAAACUAUGCAAAGGCAUGGUACAGAAGAGGUAAGGCAAAUGCUUCUAUGGGACAUUAUAAGGAUACUAUCCGUGACUUGGAUGUUGCUAAGACUCUGGAGUUGACAAUGGGUGGAAAGAGACAGAUAGAAAGUGAGAUGAAGAUAAUUUUGGAUCAACAGAAUAGUACAUCAAAUCCAUCAAUACAACAGUAUGAGAAUACCUCAGAUAUUUUGGAUGAAAAAAAUAGCAAUUUGGAGACAUGCAAAAGCUACAAGAAUGGCUCCAUGUUGACACGUAACAGCUUGAAAUGGUAUUCUCACUUAGAAUAUUCUGUUGGUUUUAUCAUUUUAUGUUUUUUUAACGUUAUAUUGAGUUAAGCUGAUGGAUUGUUGUUCAUACUUUCCUUAGGAUGUAGCAGUGACAGGGUCUCAUUUUGAGUGUACUUAUGUUGUUGAGC